AUGGCACUGCAAAAACUUCAUUUCGAAACUCUUCAACUUCAUGCAGGACAAGAACCAGAUCCCACAACAAAUGCAAGAGCUGUACCAAUUUAUGCUACAACUUCAUUCACUUUUAAAAAUGUUGAAAAUGCAAAUGCAAUAUUUAGUAUGAAGGAAACUGGACAUGUUUAUAGCAGAAUCGAUAAUCCUACAUUAAACGUAUUUGAAAAAAGAAUGGCAGCACUUGAAGGAGGUGUCGCAGCUCUUGCAACAUCUUCAGGACAAGCGGCGCAAUUUAUGGCAAUCAUGAAUAUUUGCGUUGCUGGUGAUAAUAUUGUUUCUUCAAGUUAUCUUUAUGGUGGAUCUUACAACCAAUUUAAGGUUACACUUCCUUGUUUGGGAAUUAAUGUGAAAUUUGUUAACGGUGAUAAUCCCGAAGAUUUUGCAGAAUUGAUCGACGAAAAUACUAAAGCUAUUUAUUUUGAAUCUGUGGGAAAUCCAAAAUUUAACAUUCCAGAUUUUGAAGCAAUCAGUGAUAUUGCACAUAAAGCAGGAAUACCAGUAAUUGUGGAUAAUACAUUUGGAGCGAGAGGGUAUUUAAUUCAACCAUUUAAGUACGGAGCAGAUAUUAUAACUCAUAGUGCAACAAAAUGGAUUGGCGGCCAUGGUACAACAAUCGGUGGAGUGAUUAUAGAUGGUGGUAAAUUUCCAUGGAAUAAUGGAAAAUUUCCGAUGUUUACAGAUCCUUCAGCUGGCUAUCAUGGCAUCAAAUUUUGGGAUGAGUUUGAUAAUAAAUCAUUUAUCAUUAAAGCACGUUUAGAAAUAAUGCGAGAUGUUGGUGCAUGUCAAAAUCCUUUCGGGGCAUUUCUUUUAUUACAGGGUAUUGAGACUUUAUCAUUACGUGUACAAAGACAAGCGGACAAUGCUUUAGCAUUAUCCAAAUGGUUAGAAAAACGGGAAGAAGUUUCUUGGGUUUCUUAUCCUGGACUUGAAUCUCAUCCUUACCACGAAAAUGCCAAAAAAUAUAUGAGAAAUAGAUUUGGUUGUGUAUUGGCCUUUGGAAUGAAAGGUGGAAGCUGUUAUUUGGCGAAUGUAGGAGAUGCAAAGACUUUAGUUAUAAAUCCGGCAGCAACUACUCACCAACAAUUAACUGAUGAAGAACAAAUAAUUACUGGUGUUACAAAAGAUCUUGUUCGUAUCUCGGUAGGUUACGAACACAUUGAUGAUAUAAAACAUGAUUUCGGAAUCGAUCAACCAUUUCAAUUCGAAACUUUACAACUUCACGCGGGUCAAAAACCAGAUUCUGCAACAAAUGCAAGAGCUGUACCGAUAUAUGCUACAACUUCUUUCACUUUUAGAAAUGUUGAAAAUGCAAAUGCAUUAUUUAGUAUGAAGGAAACUGGACAUAUCUAUAGCAGAAUCGAUAAUCCCACACAAAACGUAUUUGAAGAAAGAAUGGCAGCACUUGAAGGAGGUGUCGCAGCUCUUGCAACAUCUUCAGGACAAGCGGCGCAAUUUAUGGCAAUCAUGAAUAUUUGCGUUACUGGUGAUAAUAUUGUUUCUUCAAGUUAUCUUUAUGAUUUUGCAGAAUUGAUUGACGAAAAUACCAAAGCUAUUUAUUUUGAAUCUGUGGGAAAUCCAAAAUUUAAUAUCCCAGAUUUUGAAGAAAUUAGUGAUAUUGCACAUAAAGCAGGAAUUCCAGUAAUUGUGGAUAAUACAUUUGGAGCGGGAGGAUAUUUAAUUCAACCAUUUAAGUACGGAGCAGAUAUCGUAGUUCAUAGUGCAACAAAAUGGAUUGGCGGCCAUGGUACAACAAUCGGUGGUGUUAUUAUAGACGGUGGUAAAUUUCCAUGGAAUAAUGGAAAUUUUCCGAUGUUUACAAGCCCUUCACCGGGUUAUCAUGGUACGAUAUUUUGGGAAAUGUUUGGUAAUAUGUCCUUUAUAAUUAAAGCCCGUUUAGAAAUAUUGCGAGAUGUUGGUGCAUGUCAAAAUCCUUUCGGGGCAUUUCUUUUAUUACAAGGCAUUGAGACUUUAUCAUUACGUGUACAAAGACAAGCGGAUAAUGCUUUAGAAUUAGCCAAAUGGUUAGAAGGACGUGAUGAGGUGUCCUGGGUUUCUUAUCCUGGUCUUGAAUCCCAUCCUUAUCAUGAAAAUGCCAAAAAAUAUAUGAGAAAUGGAUUUGGUUGUGUAUUAGCUUUUGGUAUAAAAGAUGGUAUUGAAGCUGGUAACAAAUUGAUUGAUUCUCUUAACCUUGCUAGGUACGAUUAUCAUCAUAAUAAAGUGUUGUAUUAUCAUUUCAAUAGAGACGCAAAGACUUUGAUCAUAAAUCCGGCAGCAACUACUCACCAACAAUUAAGUGAUGAAGAACUUAUAAGCGCUGGAGUCACAAAGGACCUAAUUCGUGUUUCUGUAGGUUAUGAACAUAUUGAUGAUAUAAAGAAUGAUUUCGCACAAGCCUUUGAAAAGUUAAAUAAGCCAAAUUCAAACGAUUCAGACGAUAUUAUUUAA
Funneliformis caledonium is the source of this 2487-nucleotide messenger RNA. The record is from the annotation of a GenBank genome assembly. NCBI's taxonomy places the organism in Eukaryota, Fungi, Glomeromycota, Glomeromycetes, Glomerales, Glomeraceae.